AUCCCUCCAACCAACGCGCCUACCGACCACAUGACCGCACCUUCCAAAAAAACAAGAUCCAAAAUGAUGGGGCCCGGCGAUCAGAAGAUCGAAUACCGCCGCGUGGGGAACUCCGGCUUGAAAGUCUCCGUUCCGAUCCUCGGGACCAUGGGGUUCGGGAAUAAACUCUGGCAGCCAUGGUGCGUAGACGAAGAGGCGUCGUUGAAGGUCCUGAAGGCUGCUUACGACCUGGGCAUCAAUACCUGGGAUACGGCAAAUACCUAUUCCAACGGCGAGUCCGAGAGGAUUAUCGGGAAGGCUAUCAAGGAGUUCAAGAUUCCGAGGGAUAAACUGGUUAUCAUGACCAAGUGUUAUUGCGCCGUUGGGGAUGAGCCUGGAAUGCAGAGCUAUAUGAUGCCCGAGUUGAAGUUUCGGAAAGAUUAUGUGAAUCGGCUUGGUCAGCUUCUUGCAGUUCGCUUUUGGGAGUGGAGUCUGACAAGGAGGGGGUGUAGGGCUCUCACGUAAGGCUAUAUUCUCGGAGGUGAAUGCUUCGCUGGAGAGGUUGGGGUUGGAAUACAUCGACUUGCUCCAGAUUCAUCGGUGUGACCCCGAGACAACGCCGGAGGAGACUAUGGAAGCAUUGCAUGAUCUUGUAAAGAGCGGGAAGUGUGUUGUCUCCUUCCCAUUACUUCCCGCAAGUCCAAAGUCGCUCAUGCUAGGAAAUAGAAUACGAUACAUCGGUGCCUCAUCAAUGUGGACCUGGCAAUUUUGGUACAUGUCAAACAUUUCCCAUGCCCCAAUCCGACCAGCUAACACCAAAACCGCACUAGCCUCUACCAACAAGCCGCUGAGCGCAACAACUGGACAAAAUUCAUCUCAAUGCAGAACCAAUACUCCCUCAUCUACCGAGAAGAAGAACGCGAUAUGAUACCCUACUGCCGUGCAACCGGCGUCGGCAUAAUCCCCUGGGCGCCUCUAGCACGCGGGCACCUAACCCGCCUCUCCGCUGCAGAAAUAGACUCCGAACGGAGCAACAUGGAGAAGAAAUACCAAGGCGAGGCCUUCUUCGCUGUGGGCUCAUCGGAAGUAGAUAAAAGUACUAUUUCCCGCAUCAAGGAGGUUGCGGAUAGAAAGGGGUGGACUAUGGCUGAAGUUGCGCUUGCCUGGAUUUUGGGCAAGGAUACUGCCCCAAUUGUGGGAAUUUCGAAGGUGGAGAGGGUGGCGGAUACGGCAGGGCUGAAGGGGAAGAGCUUAAGUGAGAAUGAGGUGGAGUUUUUGGAGGAGUUGUAUAUUCCUAGGAAGAUCUCGGGACAUAUUUAGUGUGGAGGGGGCCGGUGCACACCUCUUCACUGUGUGGCGGCGCAGGUUUACCUGCUAAGGACUAUCCUCCUACGGUAUAUUUUGUGGAUAUCCCUGUGGUUUAUGGGGAUAUAAACACAAGCACCCGGAUGGCUAGAACUUGAAUCUUAGACGCCCUUCACGUUUCUUAGACAUUUUAAAGGAAGAGGAGAAUAACUCAUUUGCUAUCCCUCG
Messenger RNA from Tuber aestivum (summer truffle), 1512 nucleotides. Lineage: Eukaryota; Fungi; Ascomycota; Pezizomycetes; Pezizales; Tuberaceae. The record is from the annotation of a GenBank genome assembly.